AUGGGAGUUCGAGGAGCCUUCCACCUUCUGCUCAUGUGCCUGAGCCCAGCACUGCUGUCUGCUGUGCGGAUCAACGGGGACGGCCAGGAGAUCCUGUACCUGGCAGAAGGUGACAAUGUAAGACUGGGCUGCCCCUACAUCCUGGACCCUGAGGAUUAUGGUCCCAGUGGGCUGGACAUCGAGUGGAUGCAGGUCAAUUCAGAACCUUCACAUCGGGAGAACGUGUUCCUUAGUUACCAGGACAAGAGAAUCAACCAAGGCAACCUCCCCCACCUGCAGCAGAGGGUCCGCUUUGCAGCCUCAGACCCCAGCCAGUACGAUGCCUCCAUCAACCUCAUGAACCUGCAGGUCUCCGACACAGCCACCUAUGAGUGCCGGGUGAAGAAGACCACGAUGGCUACCCGGAAGGUCAUCGUCACCGUCCAAGCUCGGCCCGCAGUGCCCCUGUGCUGGUCUGAGGGCCACAUGGCGUAUGGCAACGAUGUGGUGCUGAAGUGCUUUGCCAAUGGGGGCACCCCGCCUCUCUCCUACAAUUGGGCCAAGAUCAGUGGGCACACCCACCCCUACCGGGCAGGAUCCUAUCACUCGCAGCACAGUUUCCAGUCUGAGCUGUCCUAUCAGGAGUCCUUCCACAGCUCCAUCAAUCAAGGUGUGUAUAACGGCGAUCUGGUGUUGAAGGACAUCUCCCAUGAGGACAAUGGGCUGUACCAGUGCACGGUGGCCAACCACGUGGGCUACAGUGUGUGUGUGGUGGAGGUGAGGGUCUCAGACUCCCGGCGUGCAGGCGUGAUCGUGGGUGCAGUGCUGGGCUCUCUGCUCCUGUUGGGGUGCCUGCUGCUGGCCAUCUGGGCGCUCACCUGCUGCUGCUGUGGGGGAGCUGGCGGGGCCCGCGGGGCCUUCGGCUAUGGCAACGGCAGCAGGGUCGGCGGAGGGGCCUGCGGAGACCUGUCCAAUGAGAUCAGAGAGGACGCCGUGGCGCCCGGGUGCAAGGCCCGCGGGCGCGGCAGCCGCGUCUCCCACCUGCUGGGGUACCCGCCGCAGACCGCCCUCCGCUGCCCGCGCCGCGAGUGCGCGUCCCCGCCCUGCGGCGGCCCCGAGGACGUGGCCCUGGCGUCCCGCACCGCCGCCUGCGAGGCGGGCCCCGCCCCGGUCUACGUCAAGGUCACCUGCGCCGAGUCCGAGGACGGCGCCCGGGGGUCGCGGCUGGGCAAGGACGGCCUGGUGGUGUGA
Molecule: messenger RNA, 1230 nt
Organism: Myotis lucifugus (little brown bat)
Lineage: Eukaryota; Metazoa; Chordata; Mammalia; Chiroptera; Vespertilionidae
Product: V-set and immunoglobulin domain-containing protein 8
Exons: 7
Coding region: 1-1230 (409 amino acids)
Cellular component (GO): intracellular anatomical structure
Source: RefSeq, a predicted model, not a curated record